AUGAGCUCCAUGAUCGAGGCCAGUAAUGACUGGGCACGAGAGGAUGAGCUCGACUUGGGCCAAGAGGACGACGAGCACCCCCCGCCGACCCGCAACGGCUUCUCCCACCAUGCCAGCCCCCAGGAGCUGCCGGGCCAGGACUCAAUGGCCUACAUCGAGGAGGAUCUCCCCGGUGUAGCCACCGAGAACCACCACCUCCCUCCUGUUGACGCCGAUACGACCUCCCUCCCCUCGUCGCCGCGCGCCGGGCAGCCCGGUGCUCCCGGCAGUGUCGACGAGACGAUCUCCACGCCCGAUGAUACCCCUUCCCUGCAUGGCUCUCUGCUGUCGUCGCGGAGCAGCAGCGCGUUGGCCUUCCGAGGCUCCCCUGGACCCAGUCCCAGUCCCUCCCAUCGCCCCUUCGACCGUCGCUUCCAGUCCAGAUUAUCCACCGCCUCGCCCGUUAGCUUCCGACCGUCGUCGCCCUUCCUGGCGCAGCUUCACUCGCGAAAAUCCUCCCUCACUAGCCACCUCUCCCCGGCGACCGUGGACUCGGGCGCGGGCACCCCGACGGGCCCGUGGGAUGUCAUACAAUGGACCAAGCUGAGGAAGAUCAACGGCCAGGCCUUCUCGGAAGUGGGGAAACGGAACUUUGGGUAUCCCACCUGUAUGGCGGUCUCGACGUCUAUCGUGGUGGGCACCUCCAAAGGCAUCGUCCUGGUGUUUGACUAUCAGCAGAAUCUCAAGACCAUCAUUGGGCUCGGAACAAAGGCUGUCGAAUGCGGCGCGAUCGCAUCUCUCGCGCUUUCCGCCGAUCACUCGACCAUCGCCGGAGGCCAUACCUCAGGCGACAUCUUCACUUGGGAGAUAUCGCGCUCCGCACGGCCGUUCCUCCAUAUUCCCCCGAUCCCUGCGAACCAGGUCGAUACUCGGACCUCUGAUGGUCACAUUUCCGGCGCGCCGGUCAUCCAUGUCGGCUUUCUGGGUACCCGACGCACGGCGCUGGUCUCUGCCGAUAAGCGGGGAAUGGCGUUUUCGCACCUGGCUACUCGGGGAAUGGGCGCAAUGGGACGAACGGUGAAGACAACUCGGAUUCUGGGUCGCUAUCCUCAGGCCUUUUCAGAAGACCGGCGGCCGCGAAAACCGAGCUCGGUCCUGGCAUUUUCGCCCCUCCCACUCGGCAACGUUGAACAGCCGACCGACUCACUGGGCCUGGUGGCCAUGCUCACGCCUUAUCUCCUGGUCAUUGUCUCAACCACGCCUGUCGCGCAAACGCAGCACAAAUCGCCCCGCCCGAAAGAAGUUACCGCUCAUGGCGCUAUGACCGGAGCCCUGGCCUGGUUCCCGGCGAUCCGGCUCAAGGGCAAAGACUCGGAAAUCUCCAAGACAAAACUCGUUUACUGUUGGUCGAACGUGUUGACGGUGAUGGAUGUGUCUGAAGUGGAAACCAACGAGUCGCCGACCCGGGACCGGCCCCCCAGCCUGGCCUUCAGGCCUCGGAGCAGAUGGAAGGCGGAUGAAGCGAUCGUGGCCGUGCAGUGGUUGAGCCGCUCGGUCCUGGCGGUGCUGACGAUCACGCAGCAGUUGCUCAUCCUGGAGGACUAUUCGAUGCGCGUCACCGAGGCCGUCGAUCUCCUCAACCGGCACAUCUACCACGUCGAUCUGUUCUCCGCUCACCUCCAUAGCUUGGUCGAGCAAUUCAACGAGGACGACACCUCGAUGCACGGUGUAGUGGCGGAUGCUUUUUACAUGAGUUUCCGCUCCUACAAGGGGCGCCUGUUCCUCCUCGGCUUCAACGAGAUGCUGAUCGGAGGCCUGUCGAACUGGGCCGAUCGGCUGCUGGCGCUGAUGGAAGCCGGUGACUUCAUCGGGGCGAUCGAGCUGGCGACGUCCUAUUACCAAGGCAGUGCUGAAAAGCUGACCAUCGGCCUGCCGGAAGAGGACGCGCUGCGGCAGCCCCUCGUCCGCGAGAAGCUCCUGGAGAUGAUUUCUGCGUCACUCAAGUAUGCAUUUGGCCGGAACGAGGAAGCCAAUAAUGGGAGGCUCGGCAAUGGGCAGCUUGAGAAACUGGCCGAGGUGGCCAUCUCGGCGUGCGUCUGCAUGUCCGAGGAGGACUUUCUCUGGGAUGAGAUCUUUACGUGGUACGAGGAAGGUGGCUUGCAGGGGAUUUUCCUGGACGCACUUGAAGCGUAUAUAGUCGAGGGAACUGUACGGUCGCUUCCCCCUACGGCUGUCAAGGCCCUGAUCAACCACUUUGCUACCACCCACAGCGCCAGCAGACUGGAAGAGAUCAUCUGCUUGCUUGAUACUGCCACGAUGGAUAUCGAUCAAACAACCACGCUGUGCAAGCAUCAUAACCUAUACGAUGCAUUUAUAUACGUCUGGAACCGCUGCCUGGGCGACUACGUGGGCCCUUUGCAGGAGCUCCUGCAGCUGAUUCCCAACCCCGAGGCUCUUAUCAACGGCGAUUCCGUGGAUGGGGUCAAGCGGUACACUAAUGCAAUGAAGAUGUUCCCCUAUCUCUCCUUUGUCCUUACCGGCCGCAUCUAUCCGACUGGGGCGGACAUGGAUGAGGACGAGGCGACUCGAGCCAAGGCCAGUUUGUAUGAUUAUCUGUUCUCGGGGAAACCGUCUGGCACCGACUCGGGGACCCAUUCUCAUCCAGGCGGGUCGUUUCCGGACCUCCAAACGAUGCUGCGAUUUGACGCGUCUAGCUUUAUGAGCAUGAUGAACGAGGCGUUCGAGGACAGUUUUCUAAACGAGCAGGAACUCGACGAGACCCCUUUCCAGGGGGUCUCCAUCAACCGACAGUAUCUAAUUAGCAUUCUGUUACAGGUCAUGACGCAAUCGUUCGAAGCAUCUGAUACCGUUUAUCUAGACAUGUUCCUUGCGCGCAAUCUUCCCAAAUACCCCCAAUACAUCCUUCUGUCGGGCAGCACGCUCCACCAGGUCCUCGAGCGGCUGUGCCGAUACCCUAGCCCGGAGAUGGCCGACGACUGUGAACUGAGCGCUGAAUAUCUGCUGUCCAUGUACCACCCCCCCGAUGUGCAGGGAAUGAUCCCGCUCUACAAGACCGCGCGCUUCUUCCGGAUCUUGAAGUCUACGUAUCGCUCCGAGAAGCAGUAUCCGGAGCUGGUGCUCACCUACCUGGAAGACCCGACCGAUCAGGGUGCCAUCUUCACCUGCCUGCAAGACUGCCUUCGUCCCGGCGCGGGGCUGGGCAAGAAACAGCGGCGCGAUGUCAUCGAUGUGGUCAAAGAGCAUGCGGGCCAGCUGGCGGCGAUCGACGUGGAAAAGGCCGCCCUGACCAUGCACGGCUUCGCCCCCGAGACCCAUGAAACGUUCCUCAAGGUCUUGGAGGAUGACCCCCACCGGCAAUAUCAGUACCUGGGUGUCGUGGUUGGCAUUUCGGUUCAGUCCGUGGCCGAGGGGCGAUCGGCCAAGCCUGUCGCGAACCGGAUGGUCGAACGGUACGUGCAGCUGCUCUGCAAGUACAACCCGACGCGCGUGGCGGACUUUGUGGAGGAUCUGCGGGUCGGCGAUGUGCGGCUGGAGGAGCUGCUGCCGUCGAUGGAGGAGAGUGGGGUGGUGGACGCCGCGGUGAUCCUGCUGGCUCGACAAGGGCAGAUUCGGGCCGCCAUGGACCGGCUCAUCGCGCAUCUGGGGACGCUGGAGGCCGGGCUGGUGGGCAUCCUGCAGAACAUCCACGACAGCUCGGACUCUGCGAAUGCGACCGAGGCUAUCGACCAUCUCGUGGAAUCUCUGGAGAAGUACACCCGGGUGGGAACCUGGCUUUGCCAGGGGCAGACCAAGACGGCGAAGAACUCGCGCGCGGUGGAAAGGAAUGGCUCGGGCAAGGGCGCCCUCGAGAAGCCGCUCUCGUUCGAUGAGGGGCUGUGGCUCGACUUGAUCGAGGGGGUCGUGCGGAUUGCCAGCAGUGUCUUUGGCCUGAUGCAGAACGGCGAAGCGGGCGACUCUGCGGUGCGCGCGAACCCGGCGACUGCGCCCUUGGUGGCCGCAUUCCGGGCUCUGGUGCAGCAGGUGUUCACUGCGCUGCUCUCCAGCACGGUGCGGGUUGGCGCAUCGCCCAACGGCGAACGCAGCGAUGUCGCCUUCCUCCGGAUCCUGCGCGCAUUCCUCACGCGGGCGGCGCGCUGGUCACCCUCCCUCCUGGAGCUGCGGGCGGUGCUGGCGUCGAUCUUCUCCGCGUACACGUACGAGAAGUCGCUGCUGUCGCUGGCGAACGGGAUGCUGGACCGGGACCUGUUUGUGCAUGUGGACGAGGUGACGCGGCUGCGGCAGCGGGGAUGGCGACCACGCGGCCAGCUGUGCGAAGUCUGCCGGCUGCGGGUCUGGGGCCCCGGGGUCGGCCCCCAGCACUGGCAGUCGUGGGAGCAGAAGCAGGCAGAGACCCAACAGCAUCGUCUCCGCAGGCGACUCCACGAGCAAAAUGAUCCUGCGACAGCGCGGGGGAAGGGCAAGGCGGCCGAUGCAGGUCAGCCGCUCCAUCUGAUGAUGGACGGGCAUGCGGGAGGGGACGGGGACGAGACUGUGGCCGCAACUGCCCCCCCUGCUGGGCCGGUGGUCGUCUUCUCCUGUCGCCAUCUGUACCAUCGUCGCUGUCUUCUGGAGAUCGAUCAGUCGAAUGCGAAUGCGAAUGCGAAUGCGACCGGAAAGCAGCACCAGCAUGGACCCUUCCACCGGGGAGGGUCGGACUGGGAGGAGCUGUCUGCUCUCAUUCUGGCCCCCAACGCGCCUUAA
Messenger RNA from Aspergillus heteromorphus CBS 117.55, 4740 nucleotides. RefSeq names its product CORVET complex membrane-binding subunit VPS8. The record is from RefSeq and is a predicted model, not a curated record. Bases 1 to 4740 code for a protein of 1579 amino acids. NCBI's taxonomy places the organism in Eukaryota, Fungi, Ascomycota, Eurotiomycetes, Eurotiales, Aspergillaceae. Gene Ontology annotation, molecular function: protein binding. The transcript has 4 exons. Gene Ontology annotation, biological process: protein targeting to vacuole; endosomal vesicle fusion. Gene Ontology annotation, cellular component: HOPS complex; late endosome.